UUAAAUUGUUCUCAACUAAUGUACUGAAAUCAAACCAGUAGCCACUUUGAUCAGCAAUGCCAUCAAAGCUCCCAUCUUCAUUUCCAGCCUUAAUUCUCCUCUCAAUCUUCCUCCUCUACCUCUACUCUUCAUCACUCUCCGAUCAUAUCCUAAAACCCAUAACCCGACCCACCAUUUCCACACCUCCCACUCCCUGCAAUCUUUUCAAAGGCACCUGGGUAUUCGACCCGAAUCACAGAAAACCCAUUUACAAUGACUCAUGCCCAUUUCACAGAAACUCAUGGAAUUGCAUUAGAAACAAGAGGGACAACAUGGGUAUCAUCAAUUCUUGGAAAUGGGUGCCUAAAGAUUGUAACUUGAGGCAAAUUGACCCGGAGAAAUUUCUGGGUGCUAUGAGAAAUAGGAAUAUUGGGGUUGUUGGUGACUCUUUGAAUGAGAAUUUUGUGGUUUCGUUUAUUUGUAGUCUGAGAGGUGGUGAUUACAGUGCUAAGAAAUGGAAAAAGAAGGGAGCUUGGAGAGGGGCUUAUUUUCCUAAGUUUAAUGUUACUCUGGCUUAUCAUAGGGCUGUUUUGCUGGCUAAAUAUGAGUGCCAGCCAAAACAGUCCGGACUUGCCGAUGAUGUAAAGAAAAUAUGCCGUGUAGAUGUUGAUGUACCUGCAGAUGAUUGGGCUACCAUUGCUGACUUCUACGAUGUUCUCAUAUUUAAUACUGGCCAUUGGUGGGGCUACGACAAAUUCCCGAAAGAGGAUCCUCUUGUUUUUUACCGUGCUGGUCAACCAAUACUUCCUCCGCUCGAGUUAUUUGAUGGACUUAAAGUUGUUCUUGAGAAUAUGGUCUCGUACAUACAAAAGAAAAUCCCUAGCGAGACAGUCAAGUUCUGGAGGUUGCAAUCUCCACGACAUUUUUACGGUGGUGACUGGAAUCAAAAUGGAAGUUGCUUGUUCAAAGAACCUCUCAAGGAAAGUGAGCUUGACUUGUGGUUUGAUCCGAGCAACAAUGGAGUGAACAAAGAAGCAAGAAUAAUUAAUGGAGCAAUUGAAGAGGCAUUGCAAGGCACAAAUAUCGAGCUGCUGGAUAUAACUCAUUUGAGUGAAUUUAGAGCAGAUGCUCACCCAGCAAUUUGGCUAGGAAAGAAGGAUGCUGUAGAAAUUUGGGGCCAAGAUUGCCUGCACUGGUGCCUCCCUGGCGUUCCCGACACUUGGGUCGAUAUCUUGUCUGAGCUCAUCAUCGGUGCUCAACUGAGCGUACGCGAUGAAUAGAUAUAAAAACAGUACUAAUUUGGAUGGAGAUCUCAUUUUGCAAAUAUCUGUUCAUUUACGCUGUAAAAUGGUAUACAUCAGAACAGCUUGGAGCUUGAAAGCUUAGUACCUUAGAGAUGAACUAUUUUGAAGGAUUACUGAAGAACUGCAAUUUUCUUCCACAACAUCCUGUAUGUACCGGAUACGGAUAUAGAGAAACGGAAAUUCUUGGACUCAAAACAUGGCGUGAUGGUGUUAUUUUAAGAUUUCUUAUCCGAAAUGGGAAAGAUUUGUUGAAUGAAGUCUUCUUGCUGUUUAGAUAGGUUAUUGUUUUUGAAAUAAUGUUUGUAAACCGUUUAUUCAUUCUUUUUUCUUGUAUUGAAAAUCUUGUUUCCACAAAUUAAAUUUCAUUCAAGUAUUUUGAUAAGUAAAAACUUUAUGCCAGCA
Messenger RNA from Mercurialis annua (annual mercury), 1685 nucleotides. RefSeq names its product protein trichome birefringence-like 12. The record is from RefSeq and is a predicted model, not a curated record. Lineage: Eukaryota; Viridiplantae; Streptophyta; Magnoliopsida; Malpighiales; Euphorbiaceae. Gene Ontology annotation, cellular component: Golgi apparatus. Gene Ontology annotation, molecular function: O-acetyltransferase activity. The coding region runs from base 57 to 1259 and encodes 400 amino acids. The transcript is spliced from 4 exons.